GUCCCCCGGUGACUCUCCUCGGAACUCCCCCCGCCACUCGCCGUUGCUGUUCCGCAAGCUCCUCAUGAACCGUAACAUUGCCCUGCAACGCCGCUUCACCUUGGCGUACACACCCAGGUAGAGUCAAUGACAUGGAUCUAAUUACUGUCGUUAGCUUAUGUGGAAAGCUGUGUGUAAGGGGUGGCUCAGGAGGUAGAGUAGGUUGUCUACUAAUCGAUCCCUCGCCGCUUCAAUCUGAUACUGAAGCCCAGGUUGCUCCUGAUGUGUUCAUCGAAGUGUGGCUGUUAGGUAGAAAGCACUAAGACAUAGUGGGGUGAAUGGGUGAAGGAGUUCUUUAUAGGUACAACUUUCAGCUGUACGUUGAUAAGAUAAUCAGAAGGUUGGGAUUCAGAGAUCAUCUUCUCUGAACUCUGCUGAACUCUAAUAAACUAUAGGCCCAGUGUUUGUUCAGCAGCUCUGAGGUAACAUUGCAGAGGCUGCUUUUUCACGUCAUCACGGUAUGUGUCAUGGGUUGGCAGUAGCAAAAAAGCCUCAUUGUCUGAUAAUAAGGUAACUGUGGGAAAUCACAGUUUUGUUGACGUCGGGACCGGUGUCAUCUCAAAGGACCUUAUUGUUAAGGCAAUGAAAGAGAGGGUUUUGUUUCAUGCCCAAGGUGUUCAGCAAUCCUGGCGGAGCCAGAGAUGAGAAAGGUUUCCUAUACCACCAGGGUUUCUGUGUAGCAGAGACAAAGCUAAAGUCUGGAGGGAUUCGGGGUGGCUCACCACAGUAAACACAAAGAUGACGCUUAAUGCUGCAUCGUCACUUUGUCAGUCCUUGUGACUGAAAACAGGCAACCUGUGUCCUGCUUUUUGUUUUUACGUCAGAAAAGAUGGAGCUGAGUAAAUCUUGUUCAGGCUAUGACAGAGCCUAAAUGUUCAAAGUUUGAUGGAUGAAGCUGUUUAAAUAACAGAGUGAUCUAUGAAGGCAUUUGCUGAUUUUUUUUUUCCAAAGAGAACCUCACUAUGGUAGUUUAAGAAAUAAAAUAGCAGCAGUGCCGGGUAGUGACGUAUUUAGAUUUUCCACGGACGUAAUCGUGACCAGUAGGUCAAUUGAGGAAACUCUGAGAAAGCUGUGAAAAUUACCCUGGAGUCUAAAGCCCUCAUUUUUCUCUGAUGUAUGUAAACACUCCAGGAAAAAACUAUUUUCGGGUCACGGAGAUGCAAGUUUACAAGCGUAGAAGUGUUUUUUAGCAUUAAAAUCAGUUAUAUGUAGUAAAUAACUGAUGUUUUUAUCUCUUUUGUAGAGCAGUCACAGUGUUGGAAAAUGAGCGGAGUUUUAACAGGGGAAGGUCAUUUUAUAUGACUUUCUUAACAAGGUUGUCUCUGCUGUCACCACCCUCAUGUGGCUGCAGGCUGUUUGCAGCAAUAUUGGUGGUUUCUUCUUGUGGUUUUCAUUUUCACCCUUGUUAUUGUCAAUUUUGCACACAAACGGCAUCAGAGCUGCCUGUACAUGACCACAGAUUCCAUACACACCUUUCUUAAUUCAUUCAAUGGUGAUAAAUGCUGUCUUAUGCUUGAGUUUAAAACAUAGCAUCAAAAAAAGCUGCAAUUCACACACAAAUAUUUAAAUUUGUAAAACAUGCCAUUGUUAAAGAUAAAUUUGCCAAAGAUAAUAUGUUGCGUAAUGAUCCCACGUUAGCGUUAAGAUGCCAGAUUAUAUAAAGCAACUAACCUUUGAGUUGUCAUGGUACUAAAAAUUAUAAUCGUGCUCUCAAUAAAUACACAUUUCACCAAUCAGUUUAAUUAUAGAGGCUGCAAACUGAUGUCAUACUGAAGAGAAAGCUCCCACACGCAGUCACGAACCAUUUAGUCGAAAGUUAAACUGUCUUUAUCAGAUAAACAUGAAACCUGGGUGCUUUUGCCCCCCCGCGGCAGCCCUUCCCGCUCUCCAAACCCCCUGACUGUUUGCCUCCCUGGCAGCCUGCCUGUGACUAUGUAGAGGAAGCGGCCUGUAAACACGUUGCGUGUACCUACGUCAUCAGUCGUGACAUUUUACUGAUGUCAUUUGAUGCCUGCCCGUGUAAUGUUUAAACAUCCUAUUGUUUUAUACUGUGAGCCUCCCCGCCACCCCACCCUGUCAGGUGUGCGAGUCUCAGUGCCAGCAUAAAUAAAAUAUGAACCACACCGAGCAGAAACUAAAACCCAAACAAGACUGCAAAAGAAGGAUGAGGACAAAAGUGCAGCUUUAAGCCAUUUAAAAUUCAGAGUAUUUCAAUCAAUUCCUUCUAGUUAAAAUGCUUUGGAGGAAGUGGUGAGUUUAAUUAUUUGUCUAACCUUUUCCUUAUCAUUUUUUUUUUGACAGAUUAAAGGAAGGGUAGUUACAAGAAAUAAGCAUAACAAGAGUCACAGCAGGGUGGUUGUAAUGACAAAAAUAAGCCAGCAGGCAAUCAGGAAGACGACCUUUAUUGCUUAUUUAAAUGUUUAACAGCAAAAAAAUAGCAUUAAGGACAGAUAUUCAUUAGUAUUAUAAAGCCCAUGCACUGUCAGGUACCUUUCGGUAGGAUUUAAAUGAGCCAGACCAUUUUUACUGUUUCUUUGUCUUCAUUACAUCCUGUUUGGUUUAUUUGAUGUGUUUUAACUUAUGAGCCUCUUUACAUACAUGCGCUAACAACAAGAUAAAUGAUCUAUCAGCACAACACCCUAUUUUAGUUUGCAGUUCAUGUAGUGCCUAGGGAAGUGGUUGUGGUGUCUUUGGUUGUUGCCGUGCAACAAGUGUCCGUCAGUCUGAAAGUGAAUUGGCAUGUCAGUAUCUGCAUGGGUUUUGCCCUGACAGCUCUCAAAGGCCAGUCCCCUCUUCUGUUAGCAGUGUGGAAAUAAAGCCAGGAACGUGUGACUUAUGCAUCCAUAUAUCUUAUAUAUUUACACUGGCGUGCAAUUUAUAUCACUUAUCACUGCCAUUGAUAAGUUAGUCAGAAAACAAACAACUGAUGCUCAAAAUUUUAGCCUGUUUCACAAUGACUGCACAUGAUGAAAAGGAUCCUGCAGUCUGCAUGCAAGAUGUGCAACAAAUUCCCCUGAUCAAUAACUUGAAUUUUUUAUGUGACUCCAUCAGUCUCUCAGAUCAUUGUGGAGGAACUGUGGCCUGCUCUUUUUUAUACCUUUGCCUCAGGUAUCUUUAAGGUCCUGCCACAGCAUUUCAGUCAGCUUGCGUUCUGGACUUUGACCGGGCCAUCGCAUUAAGAAGGUAACUGCACAAGUUGAAACUCAGGGCUUUCUCCCUAUGGUUAGUUUAUCCAAGUUUCUUUGCCGUAAAUCCUAACAUGUGUUUUGUCAGGCCCACCCAGCCCCCGUUGCCACCCUGCCCAGCACCAACUCUAACAAUAACCUCUAUAAUUAUGUAGCUGCAGGGCAACAGAAGGAGGGUAUUGGGUCAGGCAGCAUGUUGAUCUCACGUGUCAACGAAGGCUGCGUCAAGCUAGCUCUGCCAGACACAAAAACACCCGCCAGCCACACAGUCGAGUCAGAUCUCCCUUUAACAAGUUGGGACACACCGAAAUGUUGUGCAGCCCUGUAACUCUCUAAAUGUGGGAGCAUUUUCUCUCUUUGAGGCUUUUCUUUGGAAAGCUGCAAGUGUGGCUCGAAACGGGACCAGUUUGUAACUUGAACAUCUUGACAUUGGAUAUCCUGUACUAGACAGAUUGGAGCUCGUGGUGGUCUGUCCUCAGCUCCCACAGCGACCUCGGGGGAUUCCUCCAGUGUUUGCACUGCCAAAGGAAGAGGUCAAACCCUCACUGACGCUACCCUGCAGUGUCACUGCUCUCAGAAGUGGCUCAACCCUUCCCCUUUCCUGCGAACAGUGAGUGAGUGCCUGACAGAGAAGUAGAGAAACACUACUUUCAAAAUUUUCAGACUUCUCUACAGGUCGCCUGUUUUCUCUCUGUUUUGGAGUUGUACUACUGAAAACCCCUUCAGGAAUGCUGUCAGUGUCAUGUCUGGGAUUAGUUUGGGUAUUUACAACAACAAAUCAAUGAGAAUGGACAGACAACUGUGGAAAAUCCUUCAAUUCAGUUGAGUCUACAGUUACAACAGCUGCAUGUGUGCUUCUUGCUUGUGGAGACUAAUUGAAUAUCACACUCCUGUCUGCCUUGUUGGGGCUUGCCUGAAACCUCGGCACAGAAACUCUGCAGCAUUCCACGAUUUCUCUUCCCGCAUCCCGAGGAACAGAAGAUUGGGCAGAUCUGCUCUCUAUCUGAUCCUUUCCAUUUUCUUUUUGCCUCUCACCUGGAAUCUUCAUGUUUUUUGGUUUAUCGGUGCGCAAAACUUCAUGGAGCCGAUCCAGAUACCCCCGGAGGUUUACGGGAGAAAAAUAACUAAACUGUGAAGAACUGUUGUAAGAGGCUCAGAUCAGAUGUGCAGUUUAUUUUCAUUACAGCCCAAAGUGUCUCAUAUGAGUCAGGCGCUCGAGGGACAAUGAACAAAGACCUCCGAUUGACAAGGAAAGGAGGGCUGACUGGUUUUGGACACGGUCGGAGACACUCGUGCUUGGGUUUUGAUGUGGAGAAUGGCCUGUCGGUGGGUCGCAGUCCACUGGACUCUCAGACUAGCCCGGGUUCUGGUCUGGUACUUCAGGCCAACUUUCCCCACAGUCAGCGCCGCGAGUCCUUCCUCUAUCGCUCUGACUCAGACUUCGACCUUUCGCCCAAAACUAUGUCCCGCAACUCGUCCACUGCCAGCGACCUGGAGGAGGGAUUGAAGCAUUGGGAAGUCAAUUGGCUACCUCGGCAUGGAGAAGACAUGAUAGUGACUCCAUUUGCACAGGUUCUUGCCAGUCUACGAACGGUGAGAAGUAACUUUGCUGUUCUGACACAUCUGCAAGAUCGUGUGGGAAACAAGCGGCCGUCAAGCAGCAACCAGCCGCCCAUGUGUAAUCCAUGUCUCACAGAGGAGCCUUACCAGAAGCUGGCGAUGGAGACCCUGGAGGAGCUGGACUGGUGUCUGGACCAGCUGGAGACCCUGCAGACGAGACACUCGGUCAGCGAGAUGGCAUCCAACAAGUUUAAGAGGAUGCUGAACCGCGAGCUGACACAGCUAUCGGAAACAAGUCGCUCAGGGAAUCAGGUGUCAGAGUACAUCGCCAACACCUUCCUCGAGAAACAACAUGACGUGGAAAUCCUUUCUCCUCCUCCGAAGGAGAAGGAGAAGAAAAAGAGGCCGAUGUCACAGAUCAGCGGUGUGAAAAAGGUCACACAAAGCCCGGGUUUGGCGCCUGCCUCCAUCCCUCGCUUUGGAGUCAACACACCACACGAGAACCUGCUAGCCAAGCAAUUUGAGGAUAUCGAUCGUUGGGGUAUGGAUAUAUUCAAAGUAGCAGAAUAUUCUGGAAACCGUCCUCUGACAGUGACCAUGUACACCAUUUUCCAGGAGCGAGACCUUCUGAAAACCUUCGAUAUCCCAGUUGACACCUUCAUCACCUUCAUGAUGACCUUAGAGGACCACUACCAUGCAGACAUAGCUUAUCACAACAGCAUCCACGCAGCUGAUGUGGUGCAGUCCACCCACGUCCUCCUCUCCACCCCAGCUUUAGAGGUGGUUUUCACAGACCUGGAGAUCAUUGCCGCUCUGUUUGCCAGUGCUAUCCACGAUGUUGACCACCCAGGAGUCACCAACCAGUUCCUCAUAAACACCAGUUCAGAGCUGGCGCUGAUGUAUAAUGACGCGUCAGUUUUGGAAAACCACCAUCUCGCUGUGGGCUUCAAACUGCUGCAGGAGGAAAACUGUGACAUCUUCCAGAACCUCAGCAAGAAACAGAGAGACUCUCUCCGCAAGAUGGUGAUUGACAUGGUGCUGGCCACAGAUAUGUCCAAACACAUGAACUUUUUGGCAGACAUGAAGACAAUGGUGGAGACCAAGAAAGUCACAAGUUUGGGAGUCCUUCUGCUAGACAACUACUCUGACCGUAUCCAGGUUCUGCAGAACAUGGUCCAUUGUGCAGAUUUGAGCAAUCCAACCAAACCGCUGGAGCUUUACCGCCAGUGGACGGACCGCAUCAUGAAGGAGCGUUUCACCCAGGGAGACAGGGAGCGGGAUAGAGGCAUGGAGAUCAGCCCCAUGUGUGACAAACACAACGCCUCCAUAGAAAAGAGUCAGGUGAGCUUCAUUGACUUCAUUGUGCACCCGCUGUGGGAGACCUGGGCCGACUUAGUGCACCCCGACGCUCAGGACAUCCUGGACACGCUGGAGGACAACAGGGAGUGGUACCAGAGCAUGAUCCCCCGCAGCCCCUCGCCUUCCACCCCAGAAGAGCACCAGGCUGAGGUGGGACCAGCAGCUUUGGGAGCAGGUGCACCCAUUCCUUCUGGAGGAGGAGGAGGGGACAAGUUCCAGUUUGAAUUAACUCUGGAGGAAGAGGAGGAAGAAGAGGAGGAGGCAGAUUCUGACCUUGAGAGCCCCAUAGAGAAUGAGUCUCAGUCUGCUGCGGAGAGGCACCGAGACUCCUCCUCCCCAUCUCUUUCCCCAGACCCCCGCAGCAGCAGCAGCAGCGGCAGGUACCGUCCCCCUUCGCCUCACCCAUCUCGGACCUUGAACCUGGCUGCCAUGUCGGUGCGGAGCCCCAGCCCUCAAAGAGCGCCAGUCUCCCCAGGGCGGGAAGGUGCCGACACGGACAGAGAACUGAGCCAGGAGGGCGACGGAGUGGCCUGCCUGCGUUUGGGCACAUAAUGACCAGCACAACCUGCCCUGCCUGAGAGACACGGGUGCUGGAUGUAUGUCGAUGGAGGCAGGGCAAGCCUUUACCAAUAAUGUCUGUAAAAUCACCACAGUCCCUUUACACUGGAGACACCCACUCUGGAGAACAGAGGAAUGUUCCCCCUCUGUUUUAGGUUUCGUUUUUCAGCAGGGAGAAUAGUUUUUGCCUAUCUUUGGGUGCCUGAUAGGCCAUCCUGGUUUGUUAUAGCUUCAGUUUGGAGAGUCCCAGACAGAAACAAAGAAAACGAAACUGCUGCGUUUAUUCUGGGAAGAAGAAUGAAGCUGAGGCCUGUUCUCUAACAAGAGGUAACAAGGUAAAGGAAAUGUCUUCCUUCAAAAUAACUGUGACAUUUGAACGCGAGCAGCGAAUGAGGACCGCAGUGGUGUGACAGGGUCUUGGAAAUUAUUUUGCACCAUAAUUUCAGUUUAAGGUAUAAAAUUAUUGAGUCCUCGUUGGAUUAAGUGAGUCUGAUUUCUUUAAGAAUGAUGUGAGAGAUGAAUCAUUUUACCAAAUACGGGAUGUAAAUGAGAAAAAUCGGUGGACCUUAACCUCAGGGUAUGAAGAGAAACAUAAAUCUAAUGUAGCACAGAUGUACUGGGUACCCCCUAACCUGACCACCACCCCAAACAGUCUUUCCAGUUUGAUUUACCUCCAAGCUGGACAAAUGAGACUUUAACCCAUGGUGUGUCUCUACAUUUAAUCAAAACCCUUUAAUAUACAAUUUGGCAACUUGCAUACUUAAACCAGCUUGUAGCACCACAGAAACUGAACACUGAAGAAGACUUUACCCCAGUCUCACCUGUUGAUACUAUAAGACACCACCUGUAUAAUUAGUUUAAGCUUUAUUUUAUUUUGUACCUGUAGUGACUUUUAAUGAUGUCAUUGUUCUGUUUUGAUUUUCAACCUGUUCCUUGUUGUACAUUAGCUGAUCUCGUCUGUGGUUAAGUGCUUAAAAAGCAUUUGUUUUGUUCGGUUUUUUAAAUCAGGGUGCCUCCAGUCCGCAGUAGCACUUUACUGUCUCGGCCAUUUCAGCUCUUCUGUUCAGUCACAAAAAAAGGGCUUCACCCACUGUAGGCCUGCUGAUCACAAAAACACAGUACAAAGCAUUUGACUAAAGGUACCAGAAGGCAGGGCGGGAAACUAACCAGCUUUCACAAACUAGCGUCUCAACAAAGGAUUUGAUGGCGUGCAACAAUAAUAAAGUUCCUAUUCAUCUACCGGUCAGAUAAUAUUGGAAUUCUAGGACUGCAUCUGUUUGUUUUGAGACCGUCCAAAGGUGUGCAAACUCCAACAACUGUAGGUGAAAUAUAAAACUCAGCCUCCCACCUCAGACCCAAACUGAAUCCGAUUCUGAAUAUUUGUUCUUAUAAAAGAAUAAUGCUGGCAAAAACCUUCUUUUUUAAAUAAUCAGCAAACAAUGAACCACUGCUAUAACAAAGUAUUGUGUGGCAUCUGUUCUAUAGAUGUUCCAUAGAUGCACAUGCUCCCUAAUUAUAAUUUAGUCUGUUUUCAUUCAAUCCUAUUUCUACCAUCCUGAUGAAAAUGUGUCCAAUAAAGAACCUGUUCAUUUUUUAAAGGCUCCCACAUGUUUGUUGGGAAACACUAUUCAUGCAGUCACAUUAUUUCUGUCUGUACUGCUACAAUUAAAAUCAGCAGCUACAGCUACUACUGUUUUGAAGCUCUGUGAACUUCUAUGCUCAUUUAAAUGUUUUGUUUUGUUUUUAAAACCAACAUUUGUGUAGUUGUUUUUGUGGUUAUAUUUUAUUAAAGUGCUUAUAAGAGAUUAGAGAGAUUAUUGAGGAGAUCUGUGCUUAUGUCCAGGGAAAUUUAAGAUUUACUGCUUGUUUCUUGUAAAAGUAACAAGUAAUCUACUAUAUUACUUCUGUAACACGUGUAUUCAUCAUGUCUUUCAGAUCAGAUAGAAUUCCCAAAACUCUGCGAGCAUCCUGUUAACUUCCCUCCAAGGAAGCCACUUGGAUGUUUGACAAACUAUCAGUGUGUGCAUUUAUAAUGGCUGAUAGAUGGAAAUUUAAAAGCUUCAGCCAUACUAUAAGUCUAGAUGUUGAGGGCACCUGAGCCAUCAACCAUCUGAUCUGAACAGAGCGGGGAAGACAAACCAGCAGCAUAGUUCAUCACAGGCUUUGACACCUGUUUGAUUAAAUCAUACUUGAGCUCAGAGCACUUUAUAAAAGAGGCCCUUGCUGUUGAUUUUGUUUUUGUAGGUAUUUUAGAAAAUGUAAAAAAUGCCAGCCUUAUCCUUUAAUGGUAAAAUGUUGUUUCGACACACAAACCUUCAAACCUCAGUCAAAAGUAAAACAUGUUAACACAUCUGAACUAAAGAUGCUGCUUCUAAAUUGUUUUAUUUUCCAUAAAAAACCCAACAAGGAUCUUUGAAUUCUAAAAUCCCAGCGGUGUGUUUUCCUACCCUGCCGACAGAUACCGAUGUAGAGAUCAGAGAGAGCUCAGGUGGCAGAAACAAGUCACCUGUAGUUCAUCCUAAACAGACUGUGCUCCAUCAGCUCUUAUUUGGUAGAUAGUGCUCGACUGGGAUAAAUGUGUGCCACAAGUGUUGACAACACACAAACACCUGCCAGCCUACAAUGCUGUACAUUUUUACACUAGAGAUUUUAACCUGAUGAUUGUAUCAAAGUCAUUAACUUUAUAGUGUUAGUUUUUACAAAUGAUACAUGUUAACAGUAUUUAAGGCAAACGAUUUAAUAGAUUUUGUGCAGCUUUGGAUCCGUCUGUUCAGUUCUUUCCUAAUCAGAUAGCUGAGACUCGAGGAUGUGUGUAGUUUCAGGUGUUUCAUGACUUUGUCUUUCUGUACCAAGUACACAUUCAGCCUAGAACAGUGUUUGUCGCCGUCACUGAGGUAGAAAGACCGGGAAGUAAGCAAGCACUACGCAACAUACGAUGCACUUCCCAGUCAGGCAGUAGUAGAAAACACUAGUCCAACAGUAUUUCAUUAUUUCAGCUAGCAAGCUUUAUUGAUCAGCCUUACGUGGUUUAUAAACGUUUUGAGCCUUGUGCUAAAGGACCACUGUGAUGAUUUCGAAAUGCUGAUCCUCAGACUGUUGUUCCAUUCACUUUUCCGUGGAGAAAGAGGAAAGUGGGAAAACUGUUGCCAGACUUACAUUUUUUUGAGAACGUUUACAAAGUGUACAAAAGAAGAUUUUUUUCAAAGGCUCCAGAUUUAAAGACAGUUUAGAGGUCUAAUAAAAUAAUUGUGAGUAGAUAUGUCAUAUUAAAAGUGUCUCCUAUUAAACCGUUCACAUUGCAAUCAGAGCAGUUCAGUUUUUACAGUAAUUUUUACUCAUUAGCAGAUUUAGAUAUCAGUAUCCAGCUGACCACAGAUGCCUUCGUAUGACAAAAGUGUCUGCAUUUGGCUAGUUUUAUUAAUUAUCUAGAGUGUAACAGGCUGAAUGUAAGCCAGUGAACCUCAAAGCCUUUGAGCAUCACCCGGAAGAGUAAACAUUUUCAAAACACUGCAUUUAAACGUCUGUUUUCUUUGUUACAUCAUCAAAAAACAUGUAUCGUGUCAAAAGUUGGUUUGUCAGCCAUUCGUCAAGAUCCUUUGGUUUUGAUCCAGUCAAACAGCUUUCUAUGAGGAGAAAACCUAUUUUAGUUACAUUUUUGCAUAGUGUAGCAAUGUUCACAUGGCUACAUUAUCAAAGAGCACAAACAAAGAGCAAAAACAAUGGUUUUACCCCCAAAAGAAGUUUAUUAUAUUUGUACUACAUUUUAUUAAGGAAUAAUUGUCCAAAAAUGUAAAAAUACAUUCAAAAAUUUGGCUUCUGAGAUUAAACUGAUUUUUCUCAGAUGUGGCACAACAAACAAUGUGUUUCCAGUUAGUCAUUAUUUUCUCUUAUUAUAACACAAAAAUGAACAAAUUAAAAGCUCAUAUUUUUAUCCUGUGUGAUAGUUUUAGUAGAUAUACAGCAACAGUUUUCUGACAGCAGGUGUAAUUUGCUCAGCACUGAACAGUCUGAGGAGUUACAGCAGGUUAAACUCAGCACCGUGGCUCUUUGCAGGAAGACGUCAGUGCCAUACAGCGCCAUCUGUGUCGGUGAGCGGGAGCGUUCCCGCUUCUACACAGAGACCGUGUUGCACUGACACCGCCUCCACCCACGUCCAUGCAGUCUUGUUCUUUCAGCCUCUGUGUCGUGCAAACUUCUAUAGAGAUAUUUAUUCUUCAGAUGUGUCUGUCGAUACAAAGUACUGUAACAUAGGAUGUCUGAUUUUAUGUUCUGGAGCCUAAAAAUCAAGUAUACUUCACAAGUAUGUAUCCACCUGCCACUCCGAUGUUUUUGUCAGAGAAAUUAAAUCUAUUUUUGUUUCGCAUUUUAAGCCAAAAGAGUCUCGGGAGUUCAGGGUGUUAAGUGGAAAAUGCCAAUAAAUUAUAUGGAAAUUUUUA
Messenger RNA from Haplochromis burtoni (Burton's mouthbrooder), 11137 nucleotides. RefSeq names its product cAMP-specific 3',5'-cyclic phosphodiesterase 4D. Lineage: Eukaryota; Metazoa; Chordata; Actinopteri; Cichliformes; Cichlidae. Gene Ontology annotation, molecular function: 3',5'-cyclic-AMP phosphodiesterase activity. The transcript has 16 exons. Gene Ontology annotation, cellular component: nucleus; cytosol; perinuclear region of cytoplasm. The record is from RefSeq and is a predicted model, not a curated record. Bases 4449 to 6695 code for a protein of 748 amino acids. Gene Ontology annotation, biological process: signal transduction.